Molecule: messenger RNA, 2110 nt
Organism: Xyrauchen texanus (razorback sucker)
Lineage: Eukaryota; Metazoa; Chordata; Actinopteri; Cypriniformes; Catostomidae
Product: coiled-coil domain-containing protein 92-like
Exons: 4
Coding region: 278-1330 (350 amino acids)
Source: RefSeq, a predicted model, not a curated record
UGCCUCACCCUCUGACUGUAGGGACCAACAUAAUUCAGAUCAGAGCAAAUAUCAGCAUCAGCACUGUUAGAUGUCUACCAGCUCACAAAUGGAAGAGUGAGGGAGUGAGACCUUACAUGUGCUGUGGAAUAUCAACUCUGAAGGAUGAUAAAUGCUUCCAGGGUCUGUGAUUUAACGGCAGAGCGCUCUCAGUCAAGAUAAUUUACGGUUUACUCAGCUAGUGCGUGUGUGAGUGAGUAUAUUUUUAUACAUGUGAGUGUGACUUUGUAUCAUCAUCAUGGCCUCGGUGAGUGUGACCUUGGAGAAUCAACUCCACAGUGCACAGAAGAACCUGCUGUUCUUGCAGCAAGACCAUGCCAACACAUUGAAGGGCCUUCACGCUGAGAUCCGCCGCCUACAACAGCACUGCACAGACCUGACAUAUGAGCUGACAAUGAGGAGCUCUGAUCCAGGCGAUGAUGGUGAGGCACGCUGCAGAGAGCUGCACCAGCGCUGUGAGGAGCUGGAGGCUCAGCUGAAGGCUAAAGAGCAGGAAAACAUGGAGCUCCUGCGGGAUCUAGAGCAGAAGAACGCCAUGAUCUCCGUGCUGGAGAACACCAUCCGUGAGCGAGAGAAGAAGUACCUGGAUGAGCUAAAGCUGAAGAGCCAUAAGUUGGCAGUGCUGUCUGGAGAACUAGAGCAGAGAGCCAGCACCAUCGCCUACCUCACCUCCCAGCUCCACGCUACCAAAAAACGCCUUCUCGCUGGGGGUGCGGCUGGUAUAAGCCCCUCCGGCAGCCCAGUUGCCUCUUUCAAACCAACUCCACCUUCCGCUCCAGUGCCUACUGGAAAUGAAAAGGACAUUCGCCAACCUGAGACCCCUCGCAGGCGUAUGCGCAAAAGUCUUUCACAGCCACUGCAUUCUGAAUACACGGAGCUGUAUCGGUUGGGCGCCAUGGACGGGCGCAGGGUGGUGCUUAGAGAUCAAGUAGAUGCCAUGCCAGAUCCCACACCCUUCCUCCAAGCCAGAGAGCCAGUUGGCCCUGUAGAGUCCCAACCGGUGCUGCGGGAACGCCCUUCUGUAAUCCCGCCCAUUGCUUCGACCACACCCCCUGCACCAUCAAGUCCCGCCCACAUCCCUGUGCCCCCAAGCCCCAGGAAUAGUCCAGCACGGGAAGGGUCUAUUUCCCAUGCUAAUGCACAUAUAGGUGUGGCACAUAGGAUCGAUCGCUCGCCCUCAGCAGGUAGAGGUUCGGCCCGGCCACAGGCAGAGGUGGAAACCCUCGCCGUGGACCAAGUCAAUGGGGAGCAGGUAGUUCGCAAACGCUCAAGUGCAGACAGAACUGUUUAAAACCAAGAAAUGCACACAUGUACACACCCUAAAACACAGACAAUGUUUAAACAUAGUAUAAACAUAGCCGUAUUAAGACCAAUGCAGUAUGUACAGAACUCGAUAUGACUGCGAAAACACACACACACACACACACACACACACACGCGCUCAAAACAGUAGAACUAUUUAAAUAAAGUAUGAAACACAUAGACAUAUCGUUUAAUUUGCUACAGAUUUCACACUAGCAAACACAACUUCACAACACAACCCUGGAAGACACUGUAUAACACACACUGGCAAAUGAACAAGUGAAUUUUAGGCAAAGACUGUCUAAGAAUGAAAGACAAUUAAUGUGUUUCUAAAAGAACGUUGGAGAGACUUUGGAGGGCAGCAAGAGCUUCUGUAUGUCCUGCUGCUUUUUAUGCAACAUGUAGAAGAAGGGAAAAAUACUUUUGCUCAUGGUCAUUUUAACUUUUCUUGUUUCACCUCAGUCGAGAAGAACUUUGAGCAUGCCAAAUGUUUAUUUUUCUUUACCAUCUGAUUUUCAGUGUCUUCUUUUUGCCAUUUAUGUCCCAAUCAGUAUGUUGUCAAGGUGCAUCACACACACAUACAGUAUAUUGCCAAAUCUUGUCAUUGCCUGCUGAUUUAAUGUGCUCUGAUGCAUAUUCAUAUCUACUCAUAUUUAUUCAUGAGCACUGCAGUAGUACUGGAAUCUCUAUACUCCUUCAGCUCUCCUUUCCUUCUCACUGACAUAUCUACUGGCUAAUGUGAAGAAUCCUGCUGCUCCUUAUUAAACAC